This is a messenger RNA of Aspergillus homomorphus CBS 101889, 408 nucleotides long. RefSeq lists its product as uncharacterized. Lineage: Eukaryota; Fungi; Ascomycota; Eurotiomycetes; Eurotiales; Aspergillaceae. The record is from RefSeq and is a predicted model, not a curated record. The transcript has a single exon. Bases 112 to 363 code for a protein of 83 amino acids.
AAGGCUGUAUGCAGAGGCAGGAACUAGCAAAACCAGAAGAAGGGGAGAAAAGUUUCUUAUCUUCUCUCUCGCAGCAGGAGGAAUGAACCAAUCCUGAAUGUGAGGGGAUACAUGUGUGUUGAUGAUUAUCCCGUUUUGCCUAAAAUACCACCUGGAGAUAUCACCUGCUCAUUAUUUGGGUGUUUCUUUGUUCUUUUUUUUUUUACUCGUGUUUUUAGAUGGCCCUGUGUUUUUUCCAUCUCAUUCAUACCUUUCCACCCCCCCUUACUUAGACUUGAGCGUUUGAGAGGGUGGAAUUUGAUAUGUCUUCUUCUUUCAUACUUCGAUGCUCGUACUCGCUAUAGACUGUUUCGGUUUCCUUGAGACACUGGUGUCCUGAGGUUAGGAAUUUAUUCUUUAAGACGUUUA